Gongylonema pulchrum is the source of this 201-nucleotide messenger RNA. NCBI's taxonomy places the organism in Eukaryota, Metazoa, Nematoda, Chromadorea, Rhabditida, Gongylonematidae. The record is from the annotation of a GenBank genome assembly.
AUGAGGCGUCGCAUUGGCCGAACAGCCGAAUCUGUUAUCGUGUCACGGAACUGUGGCAAAUAUUUGUGCGAUGUGGCAUCGCAUCACCUCGCCUACUUGCUUUUGUUGCUUUUUCUGUUUUCCAAACGUAUGGCUCUCAGCGAGGACCCUUCGAGUCUUCUGAAAUACAUCUGUGGUCCGCAAUCGACUCUGUUCUCAUAA